CAGCGCAUGCGCAGUCCGGGCCCGUCGUCUCAGCUGUGCGGAAAGGGCUGGGGUAACCUCCCGGGCUCGGAGGAGCCUGUCGGGGUCAUGGCCGCCCGCUGACAGGGCUCGCCGAGUGGAGAAGGGGGCGAGGGCGUACCGCUGCACCCUUCCCCAGGCCUGAGGCCGGUCGGCCUGGCCCUCGGCCUUCCCGCUUGGUGCUGCCGCCGCCACUGCCGGCUGAGGAGUGGAGAUGAGUUGGUUCAACGCCUCCCAGCUCUCCAGCUUCGCUAAGCAGGCCCUGUCCCAGGCCCAGAAGUCCAUCGACAGGGUGCUGGACAUCCAGGAAGAGGAGCCGAGCGCCUGGGCCGAGACCAUUCCAUACGGAGAGCCGGGAAUAAGUCCUUCUGUCAGUGGAGGAUGGGAUACUUCAACCUGGGGGUUAAAAUCAAGCACUGAACCUCAGAGUCAACCGGUAGCCUCUCCUAAAGCGAUUACAAAGCCAGUUCGGAGAACUAUGGUAGAUGAAUCUGAAAAUUUCUUCAGUGCCUUUCUCUCUCCAACGGAUGUCCAGACCAUCCAGAAGAGUCCAGUGGUAUCAAAACCGCCAGCUAAAUCACAGCGACCAGAAGAAGAAGUGAAAAGCACCUUACAGGAAUCCUUGCACACUGGACAGUCAAGAACAGCUGAAACAACUGAGUCAAAAGUUAAAGAUUCUUCUCCCUGUGUUGUAUCGAAGGAAACUCUGGCAGUAGAUACUCCAUCACCUAAAACAGAGGGCAAGCAUGAAGAAACUGUUAAUAAAGAAUCUGAUAUGAAGGGGUCAACCAUACCUUUGAAAGUAUCUGAAAGUGUAAUUACUGUGAAAACCACCAGGGAAAAUGUGUCUAAUAUGUCUACACAGUCUCUCACAGCAGAAACAAAGGACAUGGCUUUGGAACCUAAGGAACAAAAGCAUGAAGACAGACAGAGCAAUACACCUUCUCCUCCGGUUAGUACCUUCUCAUCAGGUACUUCUACCACCAGUGAUAUCGAAGUUUUAGAUCAUGAAAGUGUAAUAAGUGAGAGCUCAGCAAGUUCGAGACAAGAGACUACAGAUUCAAAAUCAAGUCUUCACUUAAUGCAGACGUCUUUUCAGCUUCUCUCAGCAUCUGCUUGUCCUGAAUAUAAUCGUUUAGAUGAUUUCCAAAAACUCACUGAGAGUUGCUGCUCAUCUGAUGCUUUUGAAAGAAUAGACUCGUUUAGUGUACAGUCAUUAGAUAGCCGUAGUGUAAGCGAAAUCAAUUCAGACGAUGAAUUGUCAGGCAAGGGAUAUGCUUUAGUACCUAUUAUAGUUAAUCCUUCAACUCCAAAGACUAAAAUAGUUGAAUCUGUUGAAGGAAAAUCUGAAGAAGUAGUAAAUGAAGCGUUAAUUAUACCUACUGAGGAAGCAGAAAUGGAAGAAAGUGGACGAAGUGCAACUCCUGUUAAUUGUGAACAGCCUGAUAUCUUGGUUUCUUCUGCACCAAUGAAUGAAGGACAUACUGUCUUAGACAAGGUGGCUGAGGAGGGUGAAGCUGCGGAAAGUCAGCCAGAAGCGCUUUCUGAGAAAGAUGUUUGCAAGACAGUUGAAUUUCUGAAUGAGAAACUGGAUAAAAGGGAGGCCCAGUUAUUAUCUCUUAGUAAAGAAAAAGCACUUCUAGAAGAAGCUUACGAUAAUCUGAAAGAUGAAAUGUUCAGAGUGAAAGAAGAAAGCAACAGCAUUUCUUCCUUGAAGGAUGAGUUUACUCAAAGAAUUGCAGAAGCAGAAAAGAAAGUUCAGCUAGCCUGCAAAGAGAGAGAUGCUGCUAAAAAGGAAAUCAAAAAUAUAAAAGAAGAACUUGCCACUAGACUAAAUAGUAGUGAAACUGCAGACCUUUUGAAAGAGAAAGAUGAGCAGAUCCGAGGGUUAAUGGAAGAAGGAGAAAAACUUUCAAAACAGCAGCUGCAUAAUUCUAACAUCAUUAAGAAAUUAAGGGCUAAAGACAAGGAAAAUGAAAAUAUUAUUGCAAAACUGAGCAAAAAAGUUAAAGAGCUAGAAGAAGAGUUGCAACAUUUAAAACAGGUGCUUGAUGGCAAAGAAGAGGUUGAGAAACAACACAGAGAAAAUAUUAAAAAACUAAAUUCUGUGGUAGAACACCAAGAGAAGGAUCUUGGCCGACUUCAGGUAGACAUGGAUGAACUUGAAGAAAAGAACCGAAGUAUUCAGGCUGCUCUUGAUAGUGCAUACAAAGAACUGACUGAUCUCCACAAAGCCAAUGCUGCAAAGGAUAGUGAGGCACAGGAAGCUGCUCUAAGUCGUGAAAUGAAAGCUAAAGAAGAACUUUCUGCAGCGCUAGAGAAGGCCCAAGAAGAAGCCCGUCAGCAGCAAGAAACAUUAGCAAUUCAAGUGGGGGACCUUAGGCUGGCACUGCAACGUGCAGAACAAGCAGCUGCCAGAAAAGAGGAUUAUUUACGUCAUGAGAUCAGUGAACUCCAACAGAGACUCCAGGAAGCAGAGAAUAGAAACCAAGAACUGAGUCAAAGUGUUUCAUCAACAACAAGACCAUUGCUUCGACAGAUAGAAAAUUUGCAAGCAACUCUAGGAUCCCAGACAUCGUCGUGGGAGAAGUUGGAGAAGAGUCUUUCUGAUAGGCUUGGUGAAUCCCAGACCUUGUUGGCAGCAGCAGUAGAAAGAGAACGUGCGGCUACAGAAGAACUCCUUGCCAACAAAAUUCAGAUGUCUUCCAUGGAGUCACAGAAUUCUCUCUUAAGACAGGAAAACAGUAGAUGUCAGGCCCAGCUAGAAUCAGAGAAAAAUAGGCUAAGAAAACUGGAAGAUGAAAAUAAUAGGUACCAGAUUGAAUUAGAAAACCUAAAAGAUGAAUAUGUAAGAACACUUGAAGAGACAAGGAAAGAAAAGACACUGUUGAAUAGUCAGUUAGAAAUGGAGAAAAUGAAAGUGGAACAAGAAAGGAAGAAAGCAAUUUUCACUCAAGAAGCAAUAAAAGAAAAGGAUCGGAAGCCAUUUUCUGUUUCUAGCACUCCCACGAUGUCCCGCUCGAGUUCAAUAAGUGGAGUUGAUAUGGCAGGGCUACAGACAUCUUUCAUGUCUCAGGAUGAGCCUCAUGAUCACUCAUUUGGACCAAUGUCUGUAUCGGCAAAUGGAAGCAAUCUUUAUGAUGCUGUAAGGAUGGGAGCAGGAUCAAGCAUUAUCGAAAAUCUACAGUCUCAGUUAAAGCUAAGGGAAGGAGAAAUUACUCAUUUACAGCUAGAAAUCAGCAAUCUAGAAAAAACUCGCUCAAUAAUGGCUGAAGAGCUAGUUAAAUUAACAAAUCAAAAUGAUGAACUUGAAGAGAAAGUGAAGGAGAUACCCAAACUUCGAACUCAGCUACGAGAUUUGGAUCAAAGAUACAACACUAUUCUGCAGAUGUAUGGAGAAAAAGCAGAAGAGGCAGAAGAACUUCGAUUAGAUCUUGAAGAUGUAAAAAAUAUGUAUAAGACUCAAAUAGAUGAACUUUUAAGACAAAGGCUCAGUUAACUUCUGAAAAUUACAUUCCUAUCAAACUGAAUGUAAACAUUUAAUAUCUAAAGGCAGACUUCCAAUAAAUUCUUUUAUAGAAUUAGAAAGUGGAAUUUACUGUAGAGUUCAAAAAUUGAAAAAAUAAUUGUUUUAUAGUAUAGUAAUAUUUGCAGUUAAAUUAUUUUGUGCAAUAUUUGAACUUUAUUUUUGAAACUAUUCUUUAAAAAUUUAUUUUUUAAAGUGUUCUUUUUUUUUUUUUUGCCUUGACUAGCACAGAGAUUUAUUACUUUAUCUUCAUAUCAAUAUGGUUAGGGAAGGAGAAUGAUGUUCAUAUAUGUAUUGUAGAUAUAUAACUAAUUGUAUCUAUAAUUUGUAUGUGUUUGUAUAUAUUGAAAACAUUUAAAGAAUGAUGUUAACAUAUUGAAACUUUGAAAUCUUUCACACAACUCUUUAAUGUAUCUAAUUACUACUCAUGAAAAUGGACAUUAAGUGAUCAAGUAAAAAAAUUAUUAAACUUGCAGUUAUUACAUUUUGAACUAAUUUUUUUUCUUUUAAAGUAGAAGUCACACUGACACUGUCUGAAGUUUAAAGGGUGAAUAAUUUAAACUUUAAAAUUUUGUGGUCUGAAUACUUAUUUCCCCCAGAUUCCAUGAUUAAGUCUGUACAAAUUUUGGUACCUAUCUUGAAAAAGCUAUAGCUAUUCAAAGUUAUCUAGGCAUAAUUGAUAGUGGAAAAAAUUUACUUAUAAUGAUUUUGUGUUGGUAUCAGUAAGAUUUAGGUGAUUUUGAAAAGGUAUUGUUUUACUACCUUAUAAAACGAAUCAAAAGUAAUAAAAUUAUUAACAUAAUUUUCUCUUUAAAAAUUGUUCACAUUUUGUAAAGCUUUAUUUUUGGCACAUUAAAAAUGAAUGAUAUUACAGAAUAUUCGUAACAAAAUAGAGAAAUUAUGGGAGUUAAUUUAAAUUUGGCAUUUGCAAUUCUGUGUAAUUUAUCAUUUUAUUUUUUUCUUGAACCUUUAAACACAAAAAUAGGGUGGAAUAGCUUUAAAAAAUAGCUAUGCUUUCUUCCAACUGUUUGUUCAAAAUUAACUGGGCUGUGUUUUAGACUUGUGAAAUAUUUUGAUACAUUUUAUUACUGAAAGUCAUUUGGCUGCCUUUACUUGCAAAUAAAAACUCUCAUUUAAUUUUUAGUUGAAUUUUAAACACUAUAACUUUGAAAUAUAGUUACAAGUAAGCCAUGUUGAUGAAUUUGGAAUGCUUUUCAGGGCAAUUCAAGUGACCUCAUUUUAGUUCUUUUUGUAUUCCAGACAGUAUUUCUGUCGUGGGAUCUCUGAUUUGUAGCAUUAAUAAAUAUUCUUUCAAUGUGA
Messenger RNA from Ceratotherium simum simum (southern white rhinoceros), 4864 nucleotides. It is a transcript of the gene TMF1, whose product is annotated as TATA element modulatory factor 1. Lineage: Eukaryota; Metazoa; Chordata; Mammalia; Perissodactyla; Rhinocerotidae. The record is from RefSeq and is a predicted model, not a curated record. Gene Ontology annotation, cellular component: endoplasmic reticulum; Golgi apparatus.